CUGCCCAGGCGCACGAUAGAAAGAGACGAAGCACUCGCCAACAAGUCUUUAACAACAUUCACCAUUGCAAUCUCACGUUGAAAUCGCGCGUCCACACGAAAUUUUUAACAAAAUACCAGACGCAUAGUAUAGACAGUUUUCGUGCAACUCCAAACCUGCUCUUAUGACGUUUGGAGUCGGUAAAAGUCUUUGGGUGGGAGUAAAACGUGUCUUGAUAUGUGACCGUGACAGUGGCAAAGAAACUUCGUGCAGAACGGAUUCUGCAAAUGUGUUACUUGACAAACUAAAUCCUAUUCCAUUUUGUACUUGAAUUGCAGUGUGUUUGUGAUCAAAAGUGGAUUUCCUUGCAAAUUUUACAAGUGUAACAGAAGUGUCACGACAUGUAUAGAGUUUGAGUGCAUUGGCCGAUGAAAAGGAGCUAAAAAACUGGGUUUGCUGAUUUCUCUUUCUUCGACGGUCAAUCGGAUAUUUUGGUGAGAGUACCAACAUGGAUUUUCGCCAUUUGUUUUUUAUAUUACCAAGUCAAUAGUCUACCAGUGACACGCUGACCCACCUCCUCACACGGUGAUGAAGUUAGAAGCACCAAGAUGGACAGAGGAAAAAAACAAAGGCUCAGAGAGAGGGUCCCUGGAGGACACAUCCUCUCAAUCACGCUGUACAUACUUCUCCUCACAACACAAAGCAGAUGCCAGAAUAUAAUUAAGGAAAGUCAAGGAGACACCAAAACUGUAGGAAAUUUAGCUUUAGUAGAAAAUAAACCCUGCCAUAGUUGUGAAACUAGGAAUAAAAUUAAUAAUGAAGUUGAUGAAAGAGUGACUGAAGAAGAAAACUUCGUAGAUGACGUCAUAGCGACGAUAGGGACGUUCACUAAAAACUAUUUACUUUUAAACAAAACAGAAAGUCAGUUAGAAGAUGAAGUAGAUAACUUAUUAGACGAUGCUCUAAGCAAAGAUCGAUACGAGCUUUUCGAUGGUGUUGAGAUAAAGAAAUCGAAGGACAAAGAAGCGAACGAAAAAGAAGAUGAGACAGAAAUAGAAAGAAAGGAUAAAGAGGAAGGGAGAGCGUUAUUUCCGAAAUAUUCUUACGAAUACAGACUGUAUCAGAAAGUGAAAACUUUUAUAGAUACACAUAUUUUGUCUAUCAACCUACCUAAAGCCGCCAGAUUCGUUGGGUUUAGAUCUUUCGGUUUGAAGAAGUUUUUCUUACCCCUGCUAAUUGGCGCGCAAGUAUUCAAGAGUAUUCUUCUCGCAAUGUUCCUGCCAAGCAUAUUGGGAAGUUUCGGCAAAAUCCUCGGUAAAGGCAUAUCUCAGCUGUCAGCAUCAUCGAGUCAAGCCAGCUACCCACCAGCGACGGUAGACGACCAAGGAGGCUACAGCAAUGACAAUAAAGACUUCAUGGGCUACGAAACCAACCCCAAUGGGGCCUACGCCUAUCCCCAAGAUGGCUACUACGCCGACCCGAACGAAGUCAACGACCUUUCUAACGUGGACAUGUCGAGAUUCGGCCCCGGUGGACAGAAAGUGGCCUUCCUGCCCGGAAAGAAUGAUUACUACAAGAACCAGAUGACUGCAGCGAGCAACAACUAUAAGGUGUUCCAGAAGAUUCCAGCUUCGUCAAUGAUCCUGAACAACUAUGAUCCGUUCUACUCCCCGCUGUUGUCCAGGCUAGAUGGGAUCUUCGCGAGACUUGGCCUGGCCCCAUCAGAGAACGCAGUAGACAGCGGCAUGCAAAUCGGAGGGCAGAGUCUCAGCGACGUCAAAUUGGAGGCCUGUCGCGAGCAACUCAUCUGCUUCAUGUAUGCCAGCCCUGCCAAGUAUGCGCCGUAUAGCAACUUGGUUUCUGCGCAGCUAAGCAGGGAACUGAAUGAGCUCCGUCGCCCUGUGUCCGACAACCCUGAGAUACUCCGGUUCUUCCGCUACAUGCGCGCGGCGCGUCGCGGCCAGGAGGGCUCAGACUGCAUGCGCGCGUUCCCCGCCUGCGUCGCCAACGCUGCUCCCGCGCACACUAUGAUCGCUGCCUACCACGAUAUCAAUAAACUUGUCACCGCGAGGAAACUGCAUAAUUGACGCUGAGAUUCCAGAACAAUGUUCUACAUGGCGAAACGAGAGCAGCUUUUAUUCGUCAAAUCAGAAAAUUUUAAAGUCUUGCAAAUGUUUUUGACAUGUUUCAAACUAAAGUUCUAUAAUCAUUAUUCAAAACCGUCAAGUGCGAGCCGGUCGCGCGCAUAAUGGGUUCCGUAUCGUUGACUAGAUAAACAACAAUAUGUACACUCAUAUUGCCUACCUGUUGCCGUUAUUGAUAUCGAGCAAAAAAUGUAAAAGAAAUCGCGUUUGUUGUAUGGUAGCCACCCUAAAAUAUUUAUUUUAUUUUUAGUAUUUCAUUUGUUGUUAUAGUGGCAACAAAAGUACAUAAUUUGUGAAAAAUUCAAUUAACUUCUUUGGCGGUUCUUGAGAUAGUCUGGUGACAGACAGACAGAAAGCGAAGUAUUAGUAUUAAGCUCGUUUUUUAUAUUUUAGGUACGGAACCCUAAAAAGCAGUGGUGUGAUUUUAUCAGACGAGAAACUGGAAGAACGAAAAGCAAUUUUCAUUAUAAGAGAACGCCACAGUAAUGACGUGUGUGUGUGUGUGUAGCUCUUUAAACACCGGAUAUUCUUCAUUACCGUGAACGCAAAAAUGUCCUAAAAUCUUUUGUCUUUUUGCAUAAUAUAUAUUCAGUUGAAAAUUGCGUGAGUUGGCGACAUACAUUUAAAAAAAGAAACUUUAUAUUUAAUUUUAUGGCAUUAAUUAUUUACCUUUUAGAAUUGAAUUUACCACUGUGGUAAAAUAAUUCGUCAUUCUAUUUAAAACUUUAAAAAAUGAGUGAA
Molecule: messenger RNA, 2864 nt
Organism: Pectinophora gossypiella (pink bollworm)
Lineage: Eukaryota; Metazoa; Arthropoda; Insecta; Lepidoptera; Gelechiidae
Gene: Osi24
Exons: 9
Coding region: 588-2066 (492 amino acids)
Source: RefSeq, a predicted model, not a curated record